UGUGUGUAUUUAAAAGUUUGAAGGAAUUUCUCUGCUGUGGUAUACCAUAGCAAGGGAUGGUUUUCAGAUUUUAACACGAUGAAGGCAUUUGCAGCAGCUGUGCUUUUCAUCCUUUUGAUCACCCUGCAGUAUUCCCGUGCUGUGAGUCCGACAGACUGCAAAGCUACUGAGCCCCUGGCUGGCAAAGCUCUAGACCUGAUCAAUAAAGGACGUCGAAAUGGCUACCUUUUCCAGUUGCUGAGGGUCGCUGAUGCCCACUUGGACAAAGUGGACUCCAUAGCUGUCUAUUACUUAGUCUUAGAUGUGAAAGAAACAGGCUGCCCGGUCCAGUCCAGGAAACACUGGGAUGACUGUGAGGCAGCUAUUUCUAGACGUCCAUCCGAUAUAGUGAUUGGGCAAUGUAAGGUAAUAGCUACAACAUGCUUGAAUGAAUUUCAGGAUCUUAGAGUGAACGACUUCAACUGUACCACAAGCUCUGUCUUCUCUGCACUGGCCAACACUAAAGACAGCUCAGUACUGUCUGAUUUCUUUGAGGAUACUGAACUCUACAGAAAAGAAGCAGAGAAAGCCUUUGAGAAGUACAAAAUGGAAAAUAGUGACUUUGCCUCUUUCAGAGUGGACCAAGUGGAGAAAGUUGCAAGAGUGAGAGAAGGGGAAAGAACCAAUUACUAUCUGGACUUCUCUGUAAGGAACUGCUCUCAUCACCAUUUUCCCAGGCACCAUAAUGUUUUUGGGUUCUGCAGAUUAGAUUUGUCCUAUGAUGUAGGAACCUCUGACAUUGAAACUCCAGAGGAUAUGGUCAUAAACUGUGAAGUUUAUGACUUCAAACUUAAGGACCAUAGACACAUUGGUGAUGUACCACCCCACCUGGGGCCUCCUUUUUUCCACACUGGCAAGUUUCCAUUUAAGAACAAUGGGUCCAGAGAUUUCCGCCAUCCCCACAAGACACAUGAGCUUGGAUACCCACCUCCUCCAGAAGACGCAAAUCACUUAGACAGACCACCAUUUCCACCAGGACCUCCUCCACCAGGACCUCCUCCUCCAUGGCCUCCUUUAAGAUGUCAUCACUUCCAUUCUGGCAUCAAUAGAACCCACGUACACCCUCAUAAUCAUAGUUCCAGUGAGCAUCAUCCCCAAGGGCAUCCCCAUCCUCAUGGGCAUCCCCAUCCUCAUGGGCAUCCCCAUCCUCAUAGGCAUCCCCAUCCUCAUGGGCAUCCCCAUCCUCAUGGGCCUCAUCCUCAUGGACACCAUCCCCAUAGACACCAUCCCCAUGAGCAUGAUCCUCACAGACAUCAUCCCCAUGGACAUCGUCCUCAUGGGCACCCUCCCCAUGGCCAUGACUUUUAUGACCAUGGACCCUGUGACCCACCACCUCAUAGCCAAGGUCCCCAAGAUCACCAUCACAGGGGCCAUGGCCCACCACCUAGGCAUUCAGAAGAAAGAGGUCCAGGUAGAGGACCCCAUCCCUUCCAAUGGAGACAAAUUGGAUAUGUUAACCGACUCCCUCCAUUAAAGAAUGGUGAAGUUCUUCCUCUUCCUGAGGCCAAUUUUCCUAACUUCUCAUUGCCAAACAACAGCCAUCCUCUAAAGCCAGAAAUGCAGCCCUUCCCUCAGUCAGCCUCUGAAUCAUGUCCAGGGAUGUUUAAGAGGGAAUUUUCACAAGUCUCAAAGUUUUUUGCAUAUACAUUACCAAAGAAAAAUCUGAGUUCCUGGAAAAAUGAGUAAUGUUCUGAAUUAGAACAAUAAAUAAAAUAUAACCAGUAAUAAGUGCAUAAUUAGAAGUUAUUUUACCUUACUUUCAUAUUCAGGAUAGGACAAAAUGUGGGUGGGGAAGGUGAUGGCAUGAGAAGAGCAAGACAAAUGGAGAGAAGAAGGAAAAGCUUGGUGUGACAAAUCAGAAGUUAAUGCUCUCGGUGGCUACUACAACACUCAAGACAAAUCUCUAAUCCUCAGAAUUCUCUCCUUCUUGGACUGGACUCCUGAAAUGCUAGCAUCAUUCCUCUAUUAAUACUUAUUCUGUAGCUGGGCAUACCAAGAAACUAUACACUGUCAUAUAAAGGAUUAUUCUUAUAAAAAUGAUUCAAAUUCUCUCCUA
Molecule: messenger RNA, 2095 nt
Organism: Artibeus jamaicensis (Jamaican fruit-eating bat)
Lineage: Eukaryota; Metazoa; Chordata; Mammalia; Chiroptera; Phyllostomidae
Gene: HRG
Product: histidine rich glycoprotein
Exons: 7
Coding region: 79-1725 (548 amino acids)
Biological process (GO): negative regulation of fibrinolysis; heme transport; negative regulation of endopeptidase activity
Cellular component (GO): endolysosome; blood microparticle; extracellular region
Molecular function (GO): cysteine-type endopeptidase inhibitor activity; zinc ion binding; heparin binding
Source: RefSeq, a predicted model, not a curated record